Messenger RNA from Copidosoma floridanum, 726 nucleotides. RefSeq names its product dipeptidase 1. Gene Ontology annotation, biological process: proteolysis. NCBI's taxonomy places the organism in Eukaryota, Metazoa, Arthropoda, Insecta, Hymenoptera, Encyrtidae. The record is from RefSeq and is a predicted model, not a curated record. Gene Ontology annotation, molecular function: metallodipeptidase activity.
AUGUCGAGCCUUACGGAAUAUCAAAUAGCCAACGCACUUGCUCUGGCCCUCGAGUACCAGUGGCAAAAGGCCGACUCGGCGAUAGCGGACGACCCGGACAAGGACCUGGUGACCCUGGGAUUCUACAGCGACGGACUGACGAGUUUCGGCAAGGCGGUGGUCCGCGAGCUCAACCGGCUCGGCAUGCUGGUCGACUUGUCGCACGUCUCGGUGCGAACGAUGCGGGACGCCUUGGCCGUGUCUACGGCGCCGGUCGUUUUUUCGCACAGUGCCGCCCGAGCCCUCUGCAACUCAUCGAGCAAUGUACCCGACGACGUGCUCAGGAAUCUGACGUUCAACGGCGGCCUCGUCAUGGUGAGCUUCGACAGCGCCCACCUCAGCUGCGGAGAUAAGGCAUCAAUGCACGACGUCAUAGCUCACAUCAACCACAUAAAGGAAGUGGCCGGCGUCGACCACGUCGGCCUCGGGGCUGGCUACGACGGAAUAUCCAGUCCGCCCACGGAGUUGCCCGACGUGUCGGGGUACCCGCUGCUGUUGGCCGAGCUGACGCGCGACCGCAGAUGGCCAAGCUCGGACAUAAAGAAACUAGUCGGCGGCAACCUGUUGCGGGUGCUCAAGGAGGUGGAGCAUCACGCGUCGACCCUGUCCAACCAGACACCGGCCGAGGAGUGGAUAUCCCGGGACCUCAUCGAGGGAUCGACCUACUGCGCCUACCUCGGCGUCUGA